Molecule: messenger RNA, 1593 nt
Organism: Cyphellophora attinorum
Lineage: Eukaryota; Fungi; Ascomycota; Eurotiomycetes; Chaetothyriales; Cyphellophoraceae
Exons: 1
Coding region: 1-1593 (530 amino acids)
Source: RefSeq, a predicted model, not a curated record
AUGGCGACCAUUGACUCGCCCACUAUGCUGGACGGCCUCGUGCAGCAGCCGACACCACCAGACUUGGAAACCGCCGGCGCCAAACCCUGGGCUAGCGGUCGCGUUCUGAGCAAGGCACAGAGAGAUCGGAAGCGGGAGGUAGACCGUAUCAGCAAGGCAAAAAGGCGACGCGACAACACCGAGAGUCGCGACACCGUUGAACACCUGAAGAAGCAAGUCGAAGAGUUGACUCUGAAAGUCAAGACACUAGAGCACGAAGAAUGGCAACGACUUGAACGGACCGAGAUCAACACAAGGCAGCUUCAACAUGACUUUGCACCCCACGCAUACCACUUCCAUCAGCACUCUGUGCAUUCGACGUCUGCAUCGUUUGUCGCUGCGGCACCAGCCUCAUCGGGUUUCUUUCAUUCCACGCUCGACAAUUUACAGACCUUACCUUCAUUCACACCUGAGUCGACGGACUACGUUCAAGCGGCUGCUCAUGAGUCGUCGGCAAUAGAUGCGUCGCCUACGAUCCAACCACCACCACUACUACCUGGAGAAGUAGCUGCUACAUCUCCGCUCGCUGCGGGAAGCACGUCGGUGCCCUUGGUCAAGGAUAUGUUCAACAUGCUGGUGCACGAGGCUCGGUCGGCUGUGAAUUCAAGCACUCGUCACCUGGUUGUGACAGACACUGUGCUGACACAGGACGCUCUGAUAAGAGGCGUCUUACAUGGCUGGCCGUCGGUGCUUGACUUUUCCUCAGACAACAACUCAAACAGCCCGUCGAGCUUGCUCUGUUGUCCCAUCCUCCGGACUGUCUCGAAGCUAGAUGGAGUUAUAUUCUCCUUCUCGUCUGUAUCUACACGACUCAUCAGCCUGCGAGCUAUUCAUCUGAUGUUCCUAUACGUCACGUCUUGCAUCCCAAUAUCAGAGCUACCACCUUGGUAUCGACCACGUCCAACACAGCGGCGUUGGGAACAUGAUCCUGUCAUCGACUUGCUACCCUGGCCCGGCCUACGUGAGAGAGCCAUUAUCGAGACAGAUCUCAUCAAACAGAACCAUCUAUGGCGUUCGAUAGUAAGCCUGUUCAGCUUCAAUUGGCCAUAUGCCCAAGAACUGGCGGUGGUCCAACUCGGUCCAGAUGCAUCUAGUCCGACCACUGCCGUUGCUGCACACUCGCAAUCGCAAGCUAUCACAACAACGGGCGGCCUCAACAGCCGAUACAUUUUCUCCGAUGCCUACAAUGCCCAGAUGUGGGACAUCCGGAUGUGGAAUAUCUCGCUGGAGUUCUUCGAGUCCUUCCCACAACUUUACGAUGACAUCGUUCCCAAAGCAUACGUUGCGCCUCUCUAUCUGCGUCCGUCAGGCUCAGGCUCGUCGGCAGCUGGACUGACGGCCGCAAGUAUGUCUCCAUCAGCAGUCCGCCAGUGGCAUCAGCCGCCGCGUCAGCUCACGCAGGGGGGAUUCGUCCCGAACAAGAGGAAGAUGCAGCGGAAUUUGACAGUGGCAACAAUGCCGUCAUCGUACGGGCCAUCUCAGAGCCCUACGCCAACUUUGUCCGCGACUAAUACUGAGGGAAGUAGUGAUAACACGGAGGAAGAUCACGGCUAG